GAGUGCUGCUGCAGGUCUGCUCACAGAGCUAACUAGUCCAUCAACAAGCUAGUUAACAGUGAGCGAGAUGAUGAACGCUAUCGGUGGUGCGCUAACAACAAGAGAACAUGCACUAGCUAACUGAGAGCUAUCCCGGUGCCUUAACAAUCACCAUCAAGUUGAUGACCAUUUCAGGUGGAUGUAAUUAACGUUAAAUCAACGUUAGGUGCUUUAUUCAUGCGGUCGCUGGUGUACAGAGGAGUUUGAGCUCCGAGUGGCGGGCAAGCUCAGUCAUCAGCUCGCUGGGUCAACACGGCUCACUCACCGAGUAGGAGCAUGGUGGUCCCGGACAGUGCCAGCGUGGUUCCCCAGCCUGACAAUGGCAGUCCCACUGGCCUCAUGAAGAGCUCCAAGCCUGGGUGUGAGGAGGAAGUGGAGGGGGGUCAGGACCUGGCAGGGGUGGAGCUGGAGGAGGUCCGAAAGUUGCAAGAGCUCGUUCGUAGGUUGGAGGUCCAGAAUGAGACCCUGCGCAAUAGAGGGAGCAAGACUAACAUCCACAGAGGAGCCAGCAGCAACAGCAACCUCACAGCUGCUGUCAAUAUCAAUGAGAGGCUGACUUGUGAAGGGGUGACCAACUCCCACCUCAGGUUGGAGCACAGUGGCGAGCUGGGCAGCACAGACUUUGAGCUGUCACCCCCUCAGGACAGCAGCAGUGGCGAAGAGAUGUCCCCUCUGCCUGUGGCCAACAGGCUGGAGGAGGAGGAGGAGGAGGAGGAGGAGGAGGAUGAAGAAGAGGAGGAGGAACAGGGUCCAUGUGGGGGCUUUCUCACCUUGACCUGUAGCAACAGAGGGGGGCAGUCCCAGGGGCAAAGCCCAACGCCAGAGAGCCCCUCUCAGGAAAGUUAUGAGUCAGAGACACUUGCAGAGGGUGACUCAGGGGUGGACCAAACUGCACUGGAUGAAGUGGAUGUCCUAGAUUUGGAGGAUGAGUGUGCCGAAGUAGAGGAUGAGGACAGUUGGUUGUAUGUGUCUCCAAAAAAGCAAGUAGCAGAUCCAGGCCCAGAGUCUCCAUUGAAAUGGUGUCGACAAGCUCUUGACCACCGCAGCCCAGAGACAGAAAUAGCUUGUCGGACCCUGAUCAGCCGUUUGGACCAGACAUCUCGGUGGAGGAACAUGUACAGUAGCCCAUCAGCAGAGACAGGCUCGGCAGGCUCAGGCCUGAUCUCUCCAGGGUACCACAAAUCGACUAACAAAUCUCUACUAACCUGUGGCAACUCAGGUGUCACAAGCAUGCAGUCAGCCCUGAGCUCGCAGUCCUCCAUAGACAGCGAGCUCAGCACAUCAGAUGACUCCAUCUCUAUGGGCUACAAGCUGCAGGAUCUCACUGAUGUCCAGAUCAUGGCUCGCCUACAGGAAGAGAGUCUGAGGCAGGAUUAUGCUUCCAGCUCAGCAUCUGUAUCACGCCGCAGCUCCACAGCCUCUCUGCAGUCCCUGCGCCGGGGUGGCACCUACAGCGAUCAGGAAUUUGACAGUUACAGCCUGGAGGACGAAGAGGAUGACUUCUGCUCCAUUCCACAGCGACGACAUCGCUUCACCCCUUCGCCCUUAGGGUCACCACGGUGCCUGUCUCCCUCCACCUCCAACCACGGUCAGGAAUACAGCAGUCGACUUGGGGCCCCACGCACAAGAACACCCAGACGAUCUCUCCAGGGCCCCAGUGCAGAGCUGCUUAAAUUUGCCAAGAGUGAGGAGGAGUUGAGGCACAGCAUGCCUAAUCUGGCCCCCCGCACCAGCCUACGUUCCCUGGAGGCAGUCAGAAACAGCCGCAGCAUGGAGGCUAACCUCCAGAGCUCUGGCAACCGCAUGUCCCAACUGACUCACUCCCCCUCCACAGGUAUGGCUUGUAGUCGGGUGCGUAGCAAUGGCCAGUCACCUCUCUCCAUGCGGGUUCCAGUUAAAGCUGUCACUCCUGUGGGCUCCAUGUCAGCUGGUCGUCAGCCUUCCAGAGGUCUGCCUGUUGUCCAAGCACCACCUGCAGGAGGGGGCCGCAGGGUCCAGUCCCCAGGCUCUGCCAAUGGCGGAGGCUACAUACCCGGGAGAGCCUCUGCUGGAGCGGUGAGGCCUGCUGUGUGCCGAGGACAGGCUUUGCCGUCAGUAUCCACCAGGAGUAAACUUUCACAGCCCCCUAGAAGGUCUUUGGGCAUGACUAAAAUGUCAGAUGAAUCCUGGAAAGAUGGCUGUUACUGAGUCUGGCCGUUGAUGAAGGAUGUUCACUGCUGCAACCCUCACCUGACCUCUCCCCCAUUACCUCUCAUAGUACAAAGAACACAGCCACUGUGUCCACCAAUGUGUCGUACAACCGUUCGGUCCCCCAUCUCAGACUGGCGCGCUGGGCUGCACUGGAUUCAUAGUUAAGACUCAUCUCUUUCCCUGCAUGAAACAUUUGUCAACCCACACAGAGAGGAUGUGUAGGCAGACAAGAAGGCACAUAUGCACACUCCACUUGUGAUAUGGACCAACUCAGAGCUUCCAGAAGAUUUGUUUGUGUCAAUUUUACUUAUUUUUCUAUGGUAAUUGUGAGAAACUGCUGGAAUAUUAAGGGUUGUAUUACUGUUCUGGUGAUGUAAUUGAUAUGAAGACAUUUCAAUGACUCAAAUGAAGAUAUUGCUGGUUUGUUCAUUUUGUGUGAAUUCCUACUAGAUGAAGGUGCUAAGUGUUGCAUGCUUGGUUUUGUUUUUCCGUAUCCCUACAGCCUUUUCAUCAUUAUGUUACUGCAAUAUGGCAUCUUCCAUGUGUCCCACAAUGAUCAGUGUGAAUUUAUGAAUGUUUGAUUGGUUCAUUGUGAAAUUAACAUUAGACUUGUGUUGUAUUUGUGUUUCGUUCUUUGAUUACACAACAAUGCAAUUCCUGUAAACCCUUAGAAAUAAUACGAAAAAAGGAAAAAUAUGGUUUGUGCCAAGGUGCAUUUCAGCUGCAACACUCUUUCUAAUUCCAGAAGUAACCUUAAUUCAUUAAAGGUACUGUUACGGUACUGUGUUUUCCAGGCAUUUUUACUGCAUAUCUAGAGGUGGUUUUGAGUGUUUGAUUUUGGAUACCACUGUAAUAAAGAAAAUGUUUAUGCACGAAGGCCAUGUGCCUUAGACAGUUAUGCACCCUCAUACGGAGUGCCUCGGAAAAUUAGCUGUAAUGAAAAUGGAUAAUAAAAUCUACCCUGAAACAAUAA
This is a messenger RNA of Siniperca chuatsi (mandarin fish), 3202 nucleotides long. RefSeq names its product SLAIN motif-containing protein-like. Gene Ontology annotation, cellular component: microtubule plus-end. Lineage: Eukaryota; Metazoa; Chordata; Actinopteri; Centrarchiformes; Sinipercidae. The record is from RefSeq and is a predicted model, not a curated record. Gene Ontology annotation, biological process: cytoplasmic microtubule organization; microtubule nucleation; positive regulation of microtubule polymerization. The transcript has 9 exons. Bases 316 to 2226 code for a protein of 636 amino acids.